AUGGUGCAAUGCAGAUUUUGGGAAGAAUUUUACAGCUAUAGCAAUCAAGCAUGCGUAAAUGCUCCUGAUUGCGAAUCCAAUAUAUGUCUCUAUGAGCAAUUGAAUGCCGCUAAUGGAAUUGUUCACACAUUACGAACAUGCUACACAAAAUCAAACAGCUAUCAAUUUGACGAUGGAGUAACAAUGAAUAAUUUGAAUCAAUGCGUUACGCGAACUACAAGACAAGGACAAUAUUAUGUGGCUCUUUGUACAAAUGAAGAUUAUUGUAAUGUCGACUGCCGAACAGAACCACCACAGCCUACUUUACCACCGAAUCCAGUACUGCCUGUACCCUUGGGUUCAGUGACUUGUUAUGAUUGCUCAACAUCUGACGGUACCGAUUGCCAGACCAACACUUGUCAAGGAGCUUAUUGCUUAUAUCAACGUCGAUUAAUUGGAAAUCGAAUGGAACUGAAGAAAAGCUGUUUAAUAGAACCGAUUAUUGUCCUAGAUGACGACACGGCUGUUCGCAAUGUAGAUAUUUGCGAAGUUAGAAAUACUGUGAACAGCCGAUAUUAUGUCAAAAUCUGCAACGAUCUCAACUUUUGUAACAAUUACUGCAGUCCUGGACAGUCGCCACCAGUACUUCAAAAACAGGCUCAAGUCACGUGUUACGAUUGUGACGGCAGCAGUGAUUGUUUUACUGGCUCGUGCCAAGGAAAUUAUUGCAUUUAUGAGAAACAAAGGCGUUUAUCAACUGGUAACACUUUUUAUCGUAAAUCUUGUUCAACAUUGUCAUAUGCUGAGUACCCUGACAACACUAUCACGCGUACCGUAAAUCAGUGUGAACAAAAAUUUAUUAAUGAUGUAGAGUAUCAAGUGAAAAUGUGCAAUAAUGGGCCGAACUGCAACGCAGUGUGCAGUAACAGUAUUCCGGGUCAGCAACAAGUCACAUGCACACAGUGUUCAGCUACAGGACAGGAUGACUGCAAUGGAGAUACUUGUUUGGGAAAUUAUUGCGUUUUUUUUCGAGAGAGGUCAAUGAUCGACCCAGCAAAAUGGAAUGUAAAGAAAUCAUGUUCACCAGUGGCAUACGUCGAUUAUCCCGAUAAUUCGAAAUAUUCCGACUUCGGACACUGCCAAUACAGGUUGAACGAAGUUUCAUCUAGGAAAACGCGGCGAGUCGCAAAUCGAAAAGAUACGAAAGUAAUGCAACAGGUUCGUUUGAAUCCUCACACGAAAGACGACGAAAAAAUUCAAAGAAAACUCAAAGAGAUCAAAUUGGAAGAGCCUGACGAACUCCCCGAACCAAGAAUUCGUCGAUCACAAACGGCUGCUUCACGAAAUGUACCAUCAAAAGCAAGUCCGAAGAUGAUUUCCGUUGUCUCAUCGAAGAGUAAUGGAAUCGAAACUGUUAGAAGAUCCUCACUUGGACGAAAAUUCAGUUUGGAAACGCCAACGACAAGUGCGCCGAAUCCUGAAGAAGAUGAUGGAGUGAAGACACGAAGAGUUCAGAAAACUAAGGAAAGUAUUCCGCGUUGCGCGUUAUGCAAAAAUGGAAGUGAUGAAGAAUUGUAUGCAUGCACAAAUUGUAAAGCUCAUUAUCAUCUUACGGGUUGUUUAAAAUAUCCUCAAAAAUUUGCCGAAUCUAUUAGACAAUGUUCAAAUUGGAAAUGUGCUAGGUGCAUUCGAUGCAAAAAAUGCGAGGAUAUAAUUGCGGAUCCAUCGAAUGUCGAAUGUUGGUCGUGUUGUAAAGCAUGGCAUGGAAAUUGUGCUCCAAAAGGAGUUCGAUUGACUUCGGAAUACGAUGGCGAAUUCAUUUGUCAAUAUUGCCAUAAGAAGAAGUCUAGUGAUUUUCCAAAAUCUCAUGUUAACCGGAAAAGGAAGAUGGUUGGACUCAUCGAUAUUAAACCGGAACCGACAUUUCAAGAUGAUUUUAUUGAAAUCACGUUAACUCCAGAGGAAAUAGCUUUGAUGGCAGAACGAAAUAAGAAAUGGGAUCGUGCCGUUGAUAUAGUUCGAAUAAGCUCGCCUUCAAAGGCGUCUCCAAUGAAAAAGACGCCAAACGCAAGGCAUGGCGGUUACGUCUCGCCUAGAAAAGAAAAUAGUUCUGUUAGAAAAAAUCUGGGGGUGAAGCAAGAAUACGGAACGCCGCGAUUUUCAAAAGACAGCCUUUCAACCGAAUUUGAUCUGAAUUUGUAUCAUCAAUCAGUACAAGCUGCUCAAUCGCACAACAGUGAACAAGAGCUAAAUUUACCAUCGAAUACCCAAUGGGUUUAUAUGGGAACAGGAAAAGCUUUUAAGGCAAUUUGCUCAUCUGCAUACCCUGAAGAUGUUCAAAACGCUUCAAUGAUUUAUGUGUGUAAAUUCUGUUUGCAUUCAACUCAUCGACAAGAUCAGUACCGAAUGCACUGGGAAAAUUGCGAUUGGAGAUUUCCACCGGGAACUGAAAUUUAUCGCGAUGGGAAUUUGGCAUUUUUUGAAGUUGAUGGGGCUAAACAAAAGACAUACUGCCGAAAUUUGUGUCUUUUGGCGAAACUUUUCAUUUCGUCGAAGACGUUGCAUUAUGAGGUUGAAACAUUCUUGUUCUACAUUCUUUGUGAAAUAACCACGGAAGGAUAUGUGAUGGUUGGAUAUUUCUCAAAAGAAAAGAAUCCGUCGAAGAAUAACAAUCUUUCUUGUUUGCUUACACUCCCGUCUGGACAAAAAAUGGGAUAUGGGAGAUAUUUGAUUGAUAUGAGCUAUGCUUUAUCCCGGCUUGAGCUCAGAAUUGGUUCACCAGAGCAUCCAUUAUCGGAUUUAGGAAUAUUGGCUUAUCGCGGAUAUUGGAGAUCGAGCAUCUUGUGCUAUCUCCGAUCUCUUAGACAUACUAAUCAUGUUACAAUCAAAGAUAUUAGUUUGUCGACUAGAAUUCAUCCGGUCGACGUUGUUAAUCAAAUGCUAAAGGAUCGUUUGUUAACUUGCAGAAAUGGAAAUUAUUAUGUCAAAACAGGGAAACGCGCCCUUAAACAUCCGCUUUCUCAACUUCGUCGUCGUACGGUAGACAUGUCGAAACUCACGUGGAAGCCAGAUCCUGCUUCUCUAAGCGGUCUCGAUCCGACAAGAAUUAAUCAUUAUGUGUAA
Molecule: messenger RNA, 3102 nt
Organism: Caenorhabditis bovis
Lineage: Eukaryota; Metazoa; Nematoda; Chromadorea; Rhabditida; Rhabditidae
Source: the annotation of a GenBank genome assembly